AAUUAAAUGCAUUUAAUAAUUGAAAACGUUUUCCAUAAUAAAGAUUGCUGCAACUGCCAUUCUUCACCAACUUGUGGUAGCUGUGUGUGAGAGGGAGAGGGAGAGAGAGAGUUGCCGAUGGCAAACGCUCUCAAAUUGCCGGUGGCUGACACCUCCUCUGACAAAGCAACAUGGGUAGCCUCUCCAUCCCAUGCCUUUUAUCACUUCGGCACCAGUGGAGCUGCUGUAGCUGCUGCUUCCAGCGUCACUCAUCCUUUAGAUCUUCUAAAGGUUAGGCUGCAAAUGCAAAUGGUUGGGCAAAGAGGACCGUUGAUCGGCAUGAGACAACUUGGUAUAAACGUGGUGAAAACAGAAGGACUAAGAGCCUUGUACAUGGGAUUGACGCCUGGGCUAGUGAGAUCAGUUUUUUAUGGAGGUCUCCGUCUAGGCUUAUACGAACCAUCGCUGCGUCUGUCUGAGAUGGCUCUGGGAUCCCCCAAUAUCUUGACCAAGGUAUUGGUUGGAGCCUUCUCUGGUGCUCUUGCAACAGCAGUCACCAAUCCUGUGGAAGUGUUGAAGGUGCGGAUGCAGAUGGGGAGAUUGACGACUAAAGGGCCGUUGCAGGAGCUGCGUAAGAUGGCUGCAGAUGAGGGCUUGACCGGCUUCUGGAAAGGGGCCGGCCCUGAAAUGACCCGAGCUGCUGUCUUCACCUCCUCACAGCUUGCUACAUAUGAUGAAACCAAGAGGCUCGUGAUGAGAUGGACUUCGCUCCACGAUGGAUUUUAUCUGCAUCUCAUUGCAAGCACCGUGGCUGGAGCUGCCAGCACUAUUGCAACUGCACCCAUCGAUGUGGUCAAGACGAGACUUAUGCUUCAACGACAGUCCAAACUUGUUGGAAACUAUAAAAAUGGACUUGAUUGUGCUUACCAGCUUCUAAUGAAAGAAGGUCCUCGAGGUUUCUACAAGGGGGCGUUUGCGUUGUUCACGAGAGUUGGCCCCCAAACAACAAUCACCUUCAUCCUGUGCGAGCAGCUACGAGAACUCGUCGGACUCAAGGCACUAUAAACCACGCCUGAAUUUCCUGCUAGUUGUGUUGAACAACUGAAGAUCAAUCUCUCUCAGAUGCAGCAUCGCCUCGCCUCGCCUCGCCUCCAUGGUUUUGUCAUCAUAUACUGAUACUCUAUAAUAAAUCUUCAUAUGACUUUUAAACGUGUUGUUACAUGUAUUUUCUAUCCACAUUCUUCUUUAAUAAUCCCAUACAUAAAUUUAAA
Salvia splendens (bonfire salvia) is the source of this 1250-nucleotide messenger RNA. RefSeq names its product mitochondrial substrate carrier family protein ucpB-like. Lineage: Eukaryota; Viridiplantae; Streptophyta; Magnoliopsida; Lamiales; Lamiaceae. The record is from RefSeq and is a predicted model, not a curated record. The coding region runs from base 118 to 1044 and encodes 308 amino acids. The transcript has 9 exons.